AUGGCGGACCACCAGGGCGAGGAGCACGAGGGAGUGGCGGAUAGAAGGGGCGGGCUGGCGCACGGCUCGAAAGAGAAGAAACCGCGGCGCAAGGUGCAGUGGGACGAGGGCAAUCUGACGUACAACGAGGAGCACAAGAGCGCCACCAUGACCAUCGACGAGCCCAAGACGCCCUUCCACCAGCUCUCCCUCGACCCUGACGAAGCGGCUGCUCUCUCCCCUGUGCUGCCGCCCGUACCCGACCCCGCUCACAGCAUUGCUGCCCAGGCUGACGUCAUCCAGGCCAAGCUGGCAGAGGUUGCUGCUACGUCAGCUGCUGAGGGUGCAUGUGACAGGGCGGAUUUCGAACGCUGGAUGCAGGAGCGUGGCCAAACACUUGACCCUAGCACUUUCCGUGCUAAUGCUGGCGGGGAGGGCGGUGGCGAGGGGGGCGGUACAGAUGAUGACUUUGAGGAGCACAGGAGGCGGCACUAUGACGAGUUCAAGCGGGUCAAGGAGCUCCUGGCUAAGGGGGCUCUUGACGACGACGAGGAGGAAGAAGAGGGGAAGGGUGAAGGGGAGGAGGGGGAAGAGGGCAAAGCACAGACGUCGUGA
This is a messenger RNA of Closterium sp. NIES-65, 594 nucleotides long. NCBI's taxonomy places the organism in Eukaryota, Viridiplantae, Streptophyta, Zygnematophyceae, Desmidiales, Closteriaceae. The record is from the annotation of a GenBank genome assembly.